This is a messenger RNA of Dicentrarchus labrax (European seabass), 1878 nucleotides long. Its product is annotated as GTPase IMAP family member 8-like. The transcript has 5 exons. Bases 133 to 1449 code for a protein of 438 amino acids. The record is from RefSeq and is a predicted model, not a curated record. Gene Ontology annotation, molecular function: GTP binding. NCBI's taxonomy places the organism in Eukaryota, Metazoa, Chordata, Actinopteri, Moronidae.
UCCACAGAACAACACUGAAUCAGCAGCAGGAGGUAAAUGCAGAACUGAAAGAGGCUUGUUGAGAGAGCACUCAGACUGAAGCUUUGACCCACACUCCAUCUGUGGAUUAUUAUAAACAACGGGUACCUUAACAUGGCAGCCUCAUAUGGUCCAGAGCCAAGCCCGUCCCAAGUGGUUGUGCUGUUACUGGGUAAGAAACAAAGUGGGAAGAGCUCUGCAGGAAACAGCAUCCUGGGAAAACCAGCCUUUCACAAGAAAACCACUCGCAGCUCCAAGGAGAACGGCACUGUCUCUGGAAUACAAGUGACAGUGGUGGACACCCCAGGGUGGCUGUCCCACUCCACCACUCCAGACAGCGUGUCUAAGCAGCUCUGCAGAGGUCUGAGCCUCUGCCACCCAGAGCCUCAUGUCAUCCUGCUGGUGCUGCCCAUCUCCUCCACCUUCGGCCAAGAGGAGUGGAAGGCCAUGGAGGCCCAGCUCAGACUGCUCCAAACCCCCAUCUGGCAGCGAGCUAUGGUCCUCUUCACCCAUGGAGACAAGUUAGGAGGCCUGCCGAUCCAGGAGCACAUAAGGCAACAAGGUCGGACCCUCAACUGGCUGCUGGAGCGAUGUGGGAACAGGUACCAGGUUAUGACCAACCCCAGGGCCUCAGAGGCUCAGGUUACAGAGCUCUUUGAGAAGAUCCAAAGGAUGAUGGAGACUAACAAACGUCCCAGAGAGAUCCAGGACAGGAUGUACACCCAACUGAGACGAGAUCUGAGCAUGAACGGGGAGAGAAGGUGGCAGGGAAGACAAGAGGAGAUAGAAUUGACAGUGCUGCAUGAUGGGAGGACAAGAGAAAGGAAGCAAGUGGCCUCAGGAUGGAUGCAUAUGUCCCAAGGAUCCCCAGCAGGGCAGGUUGGUUUUAAUCCUGCUCUCAGCCUCAUCCUGCUGGGAAGGAGGAAGUCAGGGAAGAGCUCAGCAGGCAACAUGAUCCUGGACAGAGAAGAGUUUCAGAUCACCCUUAAGACCACCAGGUGCUCUGUCGGCCAUGGAAAAGUAUCCGGGCGGCCCGUCACGGUGGUGGACACCCCCGGGUGGAGUCUGUUUGGCCUGGCCAACCCCGAGCAGGUCAGGACGGAGAUCAGCCGGAGCCCUUCCCUCUGCCCUGCGAGGAGCAAAGUGUGUUUCCUGCUGGCUGUGCCGGUGGGCUCGUUCACAAAGAGAGACAGGAGAGCUGUGGAGACGUACCUCAGCACUUUGGGGGUCGAUGUGUGGACAAGAACUGUGGUGCUGUUCACCUACGGAGAGGAGCUGAGAGGAAGGACAGUGGAGAGACACAUCGAGGAGAAGGGAGAGCCUCUGCAGUGGGUGCUGGACAGAUGUGGCCACCGGCAUCAUGUGUUUGAUACAAAUACAGGAGAUGAUACUCAAGUAAAUCAGCUACUGGAGAUGGUGGAGCACCUUUAGAAAUGAUAGAAAUAUCAUUAUAUGAAAUAUCAUAGACAAUAAAGAAAUAAAGUGUGGUGAGAUAUUAUAUUUACUUGCACUUUUCUAGCCCACCUCUAGCCAUUUGUUAGACAAUUUCUCAUAUGUAUCUGUUUUUAUUACAAUUAUUGUUGAUUCCAAUCUAUUGGAAUAUGUCUUGUACUUGUCACUGACUUAUGCAGUUCACAUUUCUACUGUACAAUACUGUUUUAUGACUGAAUGAUUUAAAUUAUGCAGUUCAUAUUUGUCCAUGGAGGACGUUGAUGCUGGUUAGCACUGUGGCCUCACAGCAACAGGUUCCAGGUUUGGUUUAUCGAAUUGUCAAAUUAACCUGCUAGGAAACCAGGGUCCGUGUAUGUUUUGGUCAUUGGAUUUUCCUUUCAGAAACGGGUAUUAAAAAACAGAAAACGA